UGCGCCGGAGCGCAGCCCUCCGCCUUCCUUCCUCUUCCUCCUCCUCCUCUUCCCCCCGGCCCGUCGCCGAGCGCUGCGAGCGGAGCCAGGGCAGCCGCUGCCCCCCGCCGCUGCUCGCCGCCCUGCCUUGCCCGCCCCCCUCCUCUGUCCCGCCCAAGCCAUGAACUUUGGCCGCGGCCCCGCCGUGGUAUUGAACGUCGGGGGCACCCGGUACUCUUUCUCCCGGGAGGUGCUGAAGGAUUUCCCGCUGCGGCGGGUGAGCCGCCUGCACGGCUGCCUGUCGGAGCAGGACGUGCUGGAGGUGUGCGACGACUACGACCGGGAGCGGAACGAGUACUUCUUCGACCGUCACUCGGAGGCCUUCGGCUUCAUCAUGCUGUACGUGCGGCAUGGGCACCUCCGCUUCGUGCCGCACAUGUGCGAGCUCUCCUUCUACAACGAGCUCAUCUACUGGGGGCUGGAGGGCUCCCACCUCGACUAUUGCUGCCAGCGCCGCCUCGACGACCGCAUGUCCGAGACGUGCACCUAUUACUCGGCCGAGGAACCCCCGGGGGAGCCCGGCGCCGGUCCGAGGGGCAAAGCCCGGCGGGCGGCGGCGGCCGAGGGAGGGAAGUGGCUGGAGAGGAUGCGGCGGACUUUCGAGGAGCCCACAUCUUCGCUGGCAGCCCAGGUGCUGGCCACCGUCUCCAUCCUCUUCGUCAUCGUGUCCAUGGUGGUGCUGUGCGCCAGCACCCUGCCCGAGUGGCGGGCGCCGGAGAACCGCAGCGUGGAGGAGCAGAGCAGGUACACAGCAGAGUCAGUCAGGGAGCCCUCAGGGAUAAUUGAAGCUAUCUGCAUAGGCUGGUUCACUGCAGAGUGCAUUGUGAGGUUCAUCGUUUCAAAGAACAAGUGUGAGUUUGUCAGAAGACCUCUCAACAUUAUUGAUUUACUGGCAAUUACUCCUUACUACAUCUCUGUUCUAAUGACAGUUUUUACAGGGGAAAAUUCGCAGCUCCAGAGGGCUGGAGUCACCUUGAGGGUCUUAAGAAUGAUGAGGAUUUUUUGGGUGAUUAAACUGGCUCGUCAUUUCAUUGGCCUUCAAACACUUGGUCUGACUCUGAAGCGUUGCUACAGAGAGAUGGUGAUGCUCCUUGUCUUUAUCUGUGUUGCUAUGGCAAUUUUCAGUGCACUUUCCCAGCUGCUUGAAAAUGGGCUGGACUUGGGAACAAAGAAUAAGGAUUAUGCCAGCAUCCCUGCUGCUUGUUGGUGGGUGAUCAUCUCUAUGACCACAGUUGGUUAUGGUGACAUGUGUCCCAUCACAGUACCGGGAAGGAUUCUUGGAGGAAUCUGCGUGGUUAGUGGCAUCGUUUUACUAGCCUUGCCGAUCACUUUCAUUUAUCAUAGCUUUGUGCAGUGUUACCAUGAGCUCAAGUUCCGAUCUGCUAGGUAUGGUAGAAGCCUCUCUGCUGAAUUCUUAAAUUGACCCAACUCGAAUUCUGUUGUAGUUACUGGCUAAGCUUUGUCUUAGAAGAGAAUGGUGGAAAGUCCCUCCAUGUUUCCUCCUUGACCGUCCUAUGGAACAACAUUCUCGCCCACCUGGAGAAAGCCCAUCACCAUUCAGACAGGAAGGAUGGCCACCUACCUUGGGCACCUUGCAAGGAGAGAGAGUGAUGUUUCAAAUUUGAGAGAACAAGAUGACAAAACAAGAUUCAGAAGUCCUCAGCCAGAACAGCUUGGUCUUCAGUUUGCCUUUCCACACAAAAGCAGAACAAAUAAAUGGGCUUAACACCAAGGUCUGUCAUUCCCAUAAUUACAUCCUAUAUCAUUCAGAGCAAUGUGUAGCAGAAGUACAUGCAGCUCUGAAUGUUGUAGCAAAGAUCUCCCUAACCACAGUUACUUUCUUUUCUGGAAUCCAACCUUUAAUAGAAGUGUUGUACUUCAUGAAGAUCAACAUAAAAAUACAGGCAUUGAUAAAUGUAUUUUCAGGUAGUUUAGUGGGAGAGCUAUCCAAACUUUAUAUACACUCAGUUCAACUCCAUCCACCUGAAGUUACAUAUUCAUAAGAGGUUUUUUUUCUAUUUAAUUAAACAUUUAUCUGUAUCAUAGUGAAGGCUGUCUAAGACAAAUUAUAAAAUUCCAUCACUUGAAAGAAUCUGGAGAAAGCACUGAAGCUCCCUGUCAAAUGAGACUCUCCAUCAUCUUUAAACUAAGCAAUCCUUAACAAAGGAUACACUUUAUGGAGGUUUUAAAAACAAAUGCCCAAAAUAUAUCAAAGAAAGUGAAAUAUAGAAGUGCAAGUUGCACUUGGCAAAAGGGUAUAUUCUCCAGUGUAACUAGGAAAUUAAAAUGAAUCAAGUUAGGUUCUGAAAUGCUGUUCACUACAUUUCUUGUGUAGUACUGCUAAAUAGCCUUGUACUGUAUAAUUCUGAAAAGCUGCUAUGUAGAACUGUGCAGUUACAUACUAAAACAUGUUUAUGUACAGCUUUACAAAUUUGAGUACCAAUAAACAUCAGUGAGGAACCUUAUUACUAACCUCAAAGUUCAGAGUCAACAGCAUAGUUGAAUUUGGUGUGCUUGCCUUAAAAUAAUGCAUUUAAUAUUACUGCGCUGUAGAAGCAUCUUUUAUAUAUGUAUUUCUUAACAGCUUUAGAAAUAAAAUGAGUACCACCUAGAAAACACAUGUUUGGAACUGCUCACUCAGAGAGAAGUAUCACAUUGGCCAGUGACUGGUAUGUUGAAGGCUCUACCCUGAAAGAGCAUGCAAGACUUGAACAAUGAAUUAGCAUUUUAAGUGGUCUUAGUCUUAAGUAGUCUUAAAGAAAUACAUUGAAAAAUAAAAUUUUUCUGAAGACCUGAAAAGAAUUUUAGCAGCUUUCUGAAAGACAAGCUUGACUUUUCCUUCAGCAGUUUUUAAAGAACGUAUUAUUGAGUAACAUUACAGACAUACCUCCAUUUCUUGCCACUGACACGUUCUGGUGUGCAGGUGGUCAGCUGUAAACUUCCCUGUUCUGCUAUAUUUAUGCCUUUUGUAUCAGAAUUAUGUAGUUCAGGAAUGUGCUCUUGCAUCCCCAGAGAGGUGAAUAUCAGUUAAGCAAAAAAUUCUUAGGUGAGAUUCACAGCUGAUGUUAGCUAGGCAAGUAGUGACUUCAGAGAUACUCAGAUGUCUUACACCAGAGAUGCUGGCUCUGUAUUCCUGCAUGUGUACCUAUAUAUAUCCUGCAUAUAUUAUAUAUUAUAGUCAGUUGCAAUGUUUUCUACUCCUUACAAAAAAAAAAUCCUCCUUGAUAAAAUUGAAAUUUCAACCUUAAAUCCAAACACAGCGGUUUGAAGAAAAUGACAUUUUCAUUUUCUAUUGAAAAGUUUAUUUUGGCAGUAUUAAAAAACAUCCAAUUUUCAAGGAGAAAACUUCUAUUUUUUAAAAAAACUUAUCUCCAUUUUUUUUCCUUUAAAAAUGAAAAAAAAAAAAAAAAACCACAAAAAAACCACCCACUUAAGAACUUUACCCUACAGAUUUUCACAUCAUUUCCCAAGUAUUAACCUUGGGAAAAAUACCAAUAAAAGCCCUUAAAACUGACUUUGUCUUUUGUUCAUUGACCAAAUCAAUGAUCUGAGAUAGAACCCUCCUCUCACAAAACGACUCAUCAUCAGGAUGACAACUGUUUGAAAUUGACAUAGAAUGGAAAUGUACUUUGAAGUAUGUUGCAUUCUUGAUUCCAAGACAAAAUAAAAUACAUUGCAAUACCACCAUAAAUCUAACUUUUAGAUGCCUGUCAAAAGGAAAAAAUAUAUAAAUUAAUGCACAUAUUAACUUGUGAAUACCAAUUUGCAUCAUGAAUCAUUAUGUAUAAGCAAUUAAGUACAGGAAAUUUUCAAAGAUUAACAGAUUUGGGUUAUAUCUGGUACACAAACAAAAUGUUUGAUCCUUUAUGAAUUGUUUUCCAGCUAAUUAAUCCAUUCCCCAGUGUAAAAAGAUUAGCUACUGAAAAUAAUUGUGUAAAGGAAUAAGUCUGUGGAGAUUAUAUACUUUUUAAAAAUUGUUUAUGUUCAAUUUUUGUAUGGCAAAAUGUGGACAGAAUGACCUUAUGUAUUUUUAAUUCAGCUACAAUAAAAUAUUAUUUUGA
Messenger RNA from Numida meleagris (helmeted guineafowl), 4100 nucleotides. RefSeq names its product potassium voltage-gated channel modifier subfamily G member 3 (gene KCNG3). Gene Ontology annotation, cellular component: voltage-gated potassium channel complex; membrane. Gene Ontology annotation, biological process: potassium ion transmembrane transport; protein homooligomerization. NCBI's taxonomy places the organism in Eukaryota, Metazoa, Chordata, Aves, Galliformes, Numididae. Gene Ontology annotation, molecular function: delayed rectifier potassium channel activity; protein binding. The record is from RefSeq and is a predicted model, not a curated record. The transcript has 2 exons. The coding region runs from base 161 to 1462 and encodes 433 amino acids.